Cynoglossus semilaevis (tongue sole) is the source of this 2125-nucleotide messenger RNA. RefSeq names its product coiled-coil domain containing 106a (gene ccdc106a). Lineage: Eukaryota; Metazoa; Chordata; Actinopteri; Pleuronectiformes; Cynoglossidae. Gene Ontology annotation, cellular component: nucleoplasm. The transcript is spliced from 7 exons. The coding region runs from base 701 to 1924 and encodes 407 amino acids. The record is from RefSeq and is a predicted model, not a curated record.
AAAUGAAACCACAAUUUGUUCUCUUUCUUCAUCAUUUGUUGAGGACGGUCGUUCUUAGUGAAAACAUCCGGAAGUGACGCAUGGUGGCGUUUAAAAAAUAAAAGCGGAUAAUUGUUAUUGUUCGCUUGUUAGCUAGCUGAUGAAGUAGACAAACGGAGAUAUGACAGAGUAAUAACGACUUAUUACAUGUGCACUCAUAAGUUAUUACUAGCCUAACGUGGUAUGUACAAUUUUCUGCGGGACUAUAUAAGUGGCACAGCGAUCCGAUUGAUAACAAAAAGGAGGAUUUAAAUAAUCGGGAGUGAAGAAAGCGGAAGAUUGUUAUAUCUAAUUUGGAGCUACAUUUACUGUAUAUGCUAACAUUACAGGAAGCUAACACGGUGUGAAGCUAAUGUCGUCUCGUUAGCCCGCUAGUCACUUAGCUUCUCUCCACACAGUUUAAUUACAUCUGUUUAUAUGUCUGUGUUGAUCUUAAAGCUUUUAGUUCGGUUUACAGGCAGUGUCGUUGCACAUAAUACACGACCGCCCACGUUAUAUUGUUUAGCAACGAACUCAACCUUUAGUAAAUGAAGAUAAACACACGGUUGGUGUAUUUGGGGAAUCUGAUACAUUGAUUUUCUUUUAAAUAUUAAGAAUGAAAAAUAAAAUAAUAUAAAAUAUCGUUACAACCAACUUCUCAUUUAUUUUGUCCGGAGUAAAGAUGGAGGACGGGAAUAGGACUGAUGCCACCUCCACAUCCAGGGGUCACGCAGGUUCACUUCACCUGCAGACUCCUAAAAAUGAGGAUGCUUAUGAAAUUGCAAUACCUUAUGAGGAGAGCAAUUUUGAGCAGCAAGGAUUUUUCAGCCAGAGUGAUCAGAGUUUUGAUGAUUCACCAUCAUCAGCUGGUCCGCACUCAGUCAACAACUCAUACAUGGUCAUCACAAACCUGCGGACACAGCUACAAAUCUCUCUAGAGAAAAACUCAUGGCUUCAGAAAAGAAUUGAGGACCUGGAAGAGGAACGGGACUUUCUCCGCUGCCAGCUCGACCGCUUCAUCUUUUCCACAAAAAGCCAAGGACCGGAGCAAAACCAGAGCCAGUACAGUAAUGGGUAUGAGACCAGACGAUACAACUGGAGGGUGAGAAGAGACGACGACCGUCCAGCAGAGCAACACAAGAGUGACCCCUCCCACUUUCCCACACGUCCGUUUGUCCAGCGAAGGCCAGGUCCUCCUACACUGGUGCCUUCUAAAAACCAUGGCUCUGGUUCACUAACCAAUCAGCUCGCCUCUAUGAAUGCACUAUUCAGCUCUACACAGUCUCAAGCUCUCCUACAAAGUCAAGGCCAUGCUAAUCUGGCAGCAGCAACAACAGCCAGUGGCUGCAGUGGAAGCAAGAACAACACGUCGAGGUCAACCAUGAAUGUAUCGAGUGGACAAAGCAGUGUGGCUCAAGAUUCGAUUUCUCUCCUGGGGGAAUCCGAUGAGUACUUGGAUCAAGACGGCUACCUUGACGAGGAGGAGCUGAUAUCAGGGGAAGAUGUAAUACCAGAGACCAUCAGCAGCAGCAGGAGGAAUCAGAUAAAGAGAAGACGGGUUUUCCAUCCGCCAAGAGAGCGGCAGAGAGUUAAAGACGCAGCUGGAGUGUUGUUUCGCUACAAGAAAAUCCUGCUCACAUACCAGCGUUUGAAAAACAUGUCCAAGGCCUUUCAGAUCCACGGUGUGGACCGGAACACAGUGGCCUCCACUACGCCUAUAGCUGAGCUGCUCCUCGUGGCCCCAGAGAAGGUAGCAGAGGUGGGAGAGUUUGACCCCUCCAAAGAAAAGCUGCUGGACUACGCCAGACGCUGCUACGCUGCCUUGGAUGAAGAGACUCUCAGCAGAGUGCAGGCCUUGAAGAAGAACAACCUGCUGCUGCCCAUUUCCUACAGGUUCAGACACUGAACAGACGACAGAGUGAUGGGACGGGUCGUCACCGGCGGUGUCAGUGUGUAACACAGGACAGGAUGUGGCGUUCACAGGCACCGACAGGAAACGCCUGGUAUUUUACUGUUGGAUGUGUCCGUGUAGGAUACAACUCAAGUUUGACCUUUUUUAUACGUAGAACAUUUUCACUGCUCCCUGUGUGUACUGCGUGUACUGCGU